This is a messenger RNA of Xyrauchen texanus (razorback sucker), 4459 nucleotides long. RefSeq names its product dispatched homolog 2 (Drosophila) (gene disp2). The record is from RefSeq and is a predicted model, not a curated record. The transcript has 8 exons. NCBI's taxonomy places the organism in Eukaryota, Metazoa, Chordata, Actinopteri, Cypriniformes, Catostomidae. The coding region runs from base 12 to 4445 and encodes 1477 amino acids.
UCUGUGUCAGCAUGGAUACGGUUUCCAUUUCUAGAGAGCGUGAUGAUGCUGAAAUCAUAGAUUCGUCCACAACAGAGGGACCUUCUCAGAAUGCACCUCAAAGCGAGAUCCCUGAGGUUUCUCUGUGUCCUCCGGACAAUGACAGCACGACUGGUCAGAUGUUCAUGGUCAAGAUAGAGGAGAACAGCAGCAGUCCAUCCAAGUCACACAACUGUACUCUCCUCCACCGCCAAGUAUCACAGGGCUCCGCCUAUCACUCACCACAGCCCAAAAUAUGCCCCUGCUGUGGCCACAAACAGUCACUUGAUAGCAAUGUCUAUCCUGGUCAAAUGAAUGCUUUCCAUCCAGCAGACUGUUCGGUGAACCCUGUUAAGACUGUCCAUAGCUGCAGUCCAUCUCACCUGCCUUCAGGUCACAAUAAAAUGCAAUGCCAUUGGGUUCGUGGAUCUCAUGAUGGCAGUAACCACAAGCCUGUACAAUGUCACAUGGUGACAGUGAGGGAUGAUGGUCUACGUAGGAUUCCAAGAAGCUAUUCACAGGUCAUAGUGGAAUACCCAUUGGCCGUACUCAUUUCAUGUACAGUAGUUCUGUUUGCCUGUUCUCUUGCUGGGAUUUUGACUGGUCCCCUGCCAGACUUCUCUGACCCUUUACAGGGAUUUGAACCUCGUGGAACAGAAAUCAGCAUCAGGCUCGCAACCUGGAUGAGAUUACAGCAAAACACUGGGCCUGGAAAAUCACUGUCCCCAGCUCCAUGGCAACUCGGAGACAGAACUACAGCAGGAGAGGACACAAGUAGGGCUCAACCUCAAUUACGACAACGGCCAAGGAGAAUGUUGCACAGAGAUUACACCGAGCACAACUUUUUCUGUAAUGCCCCAGGAGAGCAUUAUGCUCAGCUGGUAUUCCGCUCAGGAAACUCUGCCAGUCUCUGGAGUCUAAAGGCAAUUUACUCCAUGUGCCAGAUGGAACUGACACAGAUCCGUUCUGGGACCCAAUUUGAUCAUCUUUGCCAGGUUAGAUCAGACUUAGACAGCUCCAUGGUGAAGAAUGAGUGCUGUCCAAGUUGGUCUCUGGGAAACUAUUUGGCUCUUCUCAACAAUGUUUCCUCCUGCUUCAGUCUGACUGCCCAACAGGUGUCUGAAAGUCUAGGCCUGCUCAGAUUCUGUGCUCCUUACUACCACGAUGGAAGUCUGGUAGCAUCAUGUACUGAGAGGAGUAAAUUUGGCCGCUGUGCAUCAGUCCCACACCGCUGUAAGCAGCCAAUGAUCUUCCAGAUUCUUCACUACCUUGUGGACAAAGACUUCCUGGGGCCACUGACUGUUGAAUAUAAGGUCCCAUCCCUAAAAUAUAGUCUUCUAUUUCUACCAGUUGAGAAAGGAGAUCCAUUGAUGAAGAUAUAUUUGGACCAUCUAGAUGGUCACGAGCUCACAAACAACAUGACCACUAUAACAGGAAUGGAUUUGGGCAUUAAACAAAAACUUUUCAAGUAUUACUUGGCACGAGACUCUGUCUAUCCUCUUCUUGCAGCUCUUGCUCUUUUGCUCACAAUGGGCCUAUAUCUCAAAUCACUACUUAUAGCAGCAAUGUCACUGGUUGCUGUCAUAUUAUCACUUCUCACCUCAUAUUUUUUCUACAAAGUUGCAUUUCGGUUAACAUUUUUUCCACUUCUUAAUCUCGCAUCAGUCCUUGUUCUUUUAGGAAGUAGUCUAAAUCAAGCCCUCAUUUUUGUUGACUUUUGGAAACUACAGCUAAGUCACAACCCACCACCUAUCCCAGAGAAGAGAAUGAACCGGGUAUUACAGGAAAUGGGAUACUUGAUAUUAGUAUCAGGACUUACAUCUAGCAUUACAUUUUACUCAGGCUACAUAAGCAGCAUCACAGCUGUGAGAUGCUAUGCUGUAUACCUUGGCAGUGCCUCAUUAAUCAAUACGUUAUUUGCACUUGUUUGGCUUCCGUGCACACUUAUUUUGCAUGAACGCUAUGCUGUGCUAUCUUCUAACCCUGUCACAAAGUCUGAGUGGAAGCCCUGCUGUUCAAAAAACGCUGGUGGAUUCUGGGAGACAAGUUCAAGAAAGCGCUGUCUUUUUACAUUUAGACAGAAGCUUCGAAUGCUAGGCCGAGGGUUUUCAGACACAUCAAACCUACUGUUUUUAAAGAUCCUGCCUUGUGGAGUAGUAAAAUUCCGCUAUAUAUGGAUCUGCUGGUUUGCUGUGUUGGCAGCUGGAGGAACAUACAUAUCAUGUGUGGACCCUGGCAUGAAACUGCCGACUUCAGAUGGCAGGGCAACUCAAAUGUUCCGAUCUAGUCAUCCCUUCGAGAGAUAUGACGCUGAAUAUCGCCACCAGUUCAUGUUUGAGCGAAUGAAGCAGGGAGAAGAUGAGCCCAUGACAAUGACUCUAAUUUGGGGUGUCAUUCCAUCAGAUGAAGGUGAUCGCUUCAAUCCAAAUAGCAAUGGCUCUUUAUCUAUGGAUCCGGAGUUCAAUAUGAGCAGUCCUCAAGCCCAAGUGUGGUUGCGAGACCUAUGUGGAAAAAUUCAAAACCAGAGCUUCUAUUCAGCCAUUUCAGCUGACCAAGAAGCAGUGGAGGACAAUGUGUGUUUCAUUGAAAACUUGAUUCACUGGGUUUCCUCACGCCGCUGUUCUAAAAGUGCGGAUGCAUUCAGUUUCUGCUGUAAUAACAUUCCCUUUCCUUACCCCCCAAGUUUUUUCGAGCAGUGCCUUAGCAUGAUGGUGUCAGAGCAGCAAACAGAGGGCCACUUACCAAAUGCUGGAGGCAUACGGUUUGACUCAGAGGGUCGAAUCAUUGCCCUUGUGGUAUUGUUCAAAACUGUCCAACUUUACAGUUUCAACUUCAGCAGAAUGUCGCAAUUCUACCAAGAGGUUUCGCUGUGGUUUAAUGAGGAAAUUUCGAAGGCUCCAAUGGGACUGCAGAAAGGAUGGUUUGUAAGCCAGUUAGGUUUAUAUGACCUUCAGCAAUGUCUGAGUUCAGAGACAUUAGAAGUGGCAGGCUUUUCAGUAGCCCUCACAUUUGCAAUGCUCCUGCUCACAACAUGGAAUAUUCCACUAAGCAUAUAUGUGUCCAUUUCUGUGGGAGGAAGCGUUUUUGCUACCGUUGGCCUGCUCGUGCUUUUAGAAUGGCAGUUAAAUGGUGUGGAAGCACUCUUCAUAUCAGCAGCUGCAGGACUCUCUGUUGACUUUGUAGCCAAUUAUUGCAUUUCAUAUAGUCUGGCUCCACACAAUGACAGACUGGGCAGGGUUGCACAUUCCCUAAAGAGAAUGGGAUGUCCAGUAGCCAUAGGUGCUGGAGCUUAUUUUUGCGUGGGCAUCAUUAUGCUACCCGCAACCGCACUGGUUUUCAGGAAGCUUGGAAUUUUUCUCCUGCUCGUUAAGUGUGUGGCAUGCGGCUUCGCCACUUUUUUCUUCCAGUCAUUGUGCUGCUUCUUUGGCCCUCAAAAGAACUGCGGGAAAGUAAACCUACCAUGUGUCAUGAAGAAGGAAUCUCCCUGUUCAGCUGCAGAACCUGGGACUGCCAAUUCCUCAGCUAAUGGGGCAUUUGGCUGUGGCACAGGUUCUCGGGUUCGAAGGAAUAUUAAUAAAGAAAGUGAUGGUUUCCUCUGCCCCAAUCAGCAGAACCAUAGAAAGCGGCAACCCGGAGGGAGGGAGACAGAACAGUAUGAGCUGCAGCCUCUUGCCUGCCAGUUGAGCGACAGCUUUGAGAAUAGCACUUGCACCAGCAAGCUGUCCAACAGACCUUCUGUCCUUUCUGAUGAUAUUCAGUUUUGUGGCCUUAGUCCAAGGCAAGACUAUGAUCAUGUCAGCAUUGAAGCUGACACCGAAGAAAUGUGUAGCAGGCACCUUAAAGGCUGCAACCCACCUCCAGCACUACAGACCUCAUCCCCGUACAAAGACAAUAUGUUGCGUCCUAAAGUUGCUCCUCCACAAAAACUGUCGAAGGAGAAGGUUUUGUGCAAGAAAUGCCGAAGCCAGUCUAGCAGUGGGCUCCAACUUUGGAACGUCUCUUUGUCAUCUUCCUCUAGUAUGGAAGAAAUCAUUAUUACUCAGACUAUAGACACAGUAAAUGAAAGGUCACUCUCAAUAGAUGAGACCACUAGCUGCCAGCUACAUAAACGUCUUCUGUCAUGCCAGUCUCAGAGCUCCAUGGAGGGCCUGGAAGAUUCCAAUGAGACCUGCCUAAGUGAUGUUGAGCCUGCUCUCUCUGUCCCUCAAGCUGUUAAGAUGGAGGGAGAGUUACAACCUGGCCACCUAAAUGGCAAAAGGGACACCUUACGUCUGUCCUUAAAGGAUACGGUAUAUGACCUUGCCUCUCCAGGGUCUGGCAGGGUGAGGACCACCCAAAGUGAAGUGCCAGUGAUCCUGCCUAACAGUAAACCUGAUAUGCCAGAUGUUUGGAUCAAAAGGGAAGGAAAAGGGGAAGGUGGGAGCUAAUCAAUACUGUCAAC